AGAGGAGGACAAGGCUACAACCUUCGGGUUUUCAUGAUGGCAUCUCCCUCCAGUAGGGCUGAGGCAUGGGCGGAGUUUGAUGAAACUAAAAUAAACACUGACACGCAGCAUCUCACGAGUACGUGCAGCCUCAGAAGGACAGACUGCAAUAGCUAGAAGGACAGCUUAAAAUCUCUGGCAAGAUGAUCAAAUCCUUCAAGCAAACAUUUCUGUCCCUGGAUCUGCAGUCCCCUCGGUGGAGCUCAGCAGAGACGAUGACAAAGGAUUAUGAACUACGUCAGUACGAGACGGCAAAGUGGGUCAGCACAGUCAUUAGGGGAGAAACCCAGAAGGAGGCAAUGCGCCAGGGCUUCUGGAAACUCUUCCACUACAUCCAAGGGAAGAAUGAGAAAGAAAUGAAAAUUGAUAUGACUGUGCCAGUGACAUGCCUGAUAAAAUCUGGCUGCGCAGACUUCAAGAUCUCUUUCUUUGUGCCAUUUGAACAUCAGGACUCUCCACCACAGCCCAAUGACUCAGAUGUGUUUAUUGAAGAGCGGAAGGCAGCACCCAUCUUUGUCCGGUCCUUUGGUGGAUUUGCCUCCCCAGAGAAAUAUGCUGAGGAAGCUGAAGUCUUGGCCAGAAUCUUAAGAAACAGAGGCCAACCAUUCCAUGAAGACUUCUUUUAUACUGCAGGCUAUGACAGUCCCUUCAAGCUCUUUAACAGGCACAACGAAGUGUGGUAUUUUAAAAAGUAAUGUGGUGGUGUGGGGGGGAAUAUUAGGAGGCUACUAAUCAGCUCUGAAUGAAAACAGACCUUAUUAAUGGCUUUUGCUUUAGUGCAGAAGAUACUUAAUUUGCA
Haliaeetus leucocephalus (bald eagle) is the source of this 838-nucleotide messenger RNA. It is a transcript of the gene HEBP2, whose product is annotated as heme binding protein 2. The transcript has 5 exons. Lineage: Eukaryota; Metazoa; Chordata; Aves; Accipitriformes; Accipitridae. Gene Ontology annotation, cellular component: cytoplasm. The coding region runs from base 183 to 734 and encodes 183 amino acids. The record is from RefSeq and is a predicted model, not a curated record.